AUGUCUACCUUCAUAGCCCUGCUCUGUCUGGGAAUGACUCUGUGCCCUGGGACACCAGAGAUGACAGGAACCCUGCCUAAGUGUAUACUAAGAGCACAGCCAGAUACUGUGGUCUCCAAGCAGACUAACGUGACCCUCUUGUGUGAGGGUAUGAAAGGAGCCAAAGAGUUCCAUAUCUACAGAGAUGGAGUUCGAUAUACUCAGUUCACACAGACUCUACUAAAGCCUGAGAACAAGGCUGAAUUCUCCAUCUCAAACAUUGACCAGAACCAUGCAGGGAAAUAUCAAUGCUGCUAUCAGACCCAUGAUGGAUGGUCAGACUACAGUGAUACCUUGGAGCUGGUGGUGACAGGAGAACACAGUAAACCCAGUCUGUCAGCCCAGCCCAGCCCAGUGGUGACCUCAGGAGGAAAUGUCACCCUCCAAUGUGACUCAUGGCAGCGACAUGACAGGUUUGUUCUGAUUAAGGAAGGACCACAGAAGCUCUCCUGGACACUGGACUCACAGUAUAACUUCUCUGAUAGACAAUACCAGGCUCUGUUCUUUGUGGGUCUUGUGACCUCCAACCAAAGGUGGACAUUCAGAUGCUACAGCUUUGACAGAAACAGACCACUGGUGUGGUCAGAACCCAGUGAUCCACUGGAACUCCUGGUUUCAGGUGACCUCCACAAACCCACCAUCAAGGCUGAGGCAGGUACUGUGAUUGCCUACAAAAGUGCCAUGACCAUCUGGUGUCAGGGGAGCCUGGAUGCAGAAUUGUAUGCUCUUCAUAAACAGGGAAUCCCAAAGCCCUGGGUCACAAGGUCCCCAGAGAAACCUAGACAAAAAGGCCAAUUUCUCAUCCCUUCUAUGACAGAGAAACAUGUGGGAAUAUAUCAGUGUUACUAUUACAGCAUGGCAGGUUGGUCAGAUCACAGUGACACCUUGGAGAUUGUGGUUACAGGAAUAUUUUUGCUAUAUGUGCCCAUCCUGUUAUCCAUAUCAGGAUCUGUAGCAACCUCAGGAGGGAACAAGACUCUGCAGUGUGUUUCAUUUGUGAGAUAUGACUAGCUGGUUCUCAUCAAGGAAAAUGAGUUCUCCAUCUCCCUGGACUCACAGUAUCUUUACACUAAUGCACAGUACCAAGCCCUGUUCUCUAUUUGUCCAUUGACCCUAGUCCACAGAGGAAUAUUCAGAUGUUAUGGUUAUUACAAGGAUACUCCACAGUUGUGGUCAGUACCAUGUGCAUUUGGUUAAAACCUGCUCAACAGUCCUUAUCUUGUCAUCUUUCCUGUAGGGCUGUCCAAGAAGCCCACCCUGCUGACUCACCAAAGCCAUAUCCUGGAUCUUUCAAAGAGUCUCACCCUGCAGUGUUGCUCCAAUAUCAACUAUGACAGAUUUGCUUUGUACAAGAUGGGGGGAAAUGACUUCACCCAGCACUAUGGCCAGUGGACUCAGGAUGGUCUCUCCUUUGCCAACUUCACACUGGGCUCUGUGAGUAACUCUACUGGUGGCCAGUACAGAUGCUACGGUGGACACAACCUCUCUUCUGAGUGGUCGGCCUCCAGUGACCCCCUGGACAUUCUGAUCACAGGAAACUUUCCUGUCACUCCUGUUCUCUCAGUGAAGCUUAACUCAACAGUACAUCCAGGAUACUAUGUGACACUUCUGUGUUGGUCAAGAAACCCCGUGGACACUUUCAUUUUGUACAAGGAGGGAAAAGUCCAUCAACCUCAGCGACAAAAAGCAAUGUUCCAAGAUUCGCAGUACCAGGCAGAAUUCACCCUGAGUACUGUGACCUCUGCUGUCUCAGGAAGCUACAGGUGCUAUGGUUCUCAAAACUCAUCGCUAUACCUGUUGUCAUAUGCCAGUGCCCCUGUGGAGCUCAUCAUUUCAGGACCCACUGAAGCAUCCAGCCUGCCAACAUCAAAGUCCCUGCCACCAUUGCAGCCCAUGCCAACACCUGGACUGGAAAACUGCCUAAUGGCUCUGGUUGGAGUGUCUGUGGCCUUCCUCUUGUCACCAUUCAUCCUCAUCUUCCUCCUUCUCCUACAAAGGCAACAGGGAAAAUUCAGAAAGAAAGCCAAGAAAGAGACAGAAUUCCACGUUCCUGCAGGGGCUGCAGAGCUAGUAACCAGAGACAGGGGCCCCCAGGAGAGAUCAAACAGAGCCACUGCCACCCAGGAAGAAAGCCUUUACGCUUCAGUGGAGGACAUACAACUUGAGGAUGGUGUGGAACUGCGAAGUUGGGUCGGACCAUCUGAAGAACCUCAGGAUGUGGCCUAUGCCCAGCCACUCAGGACAUUCAGACAGGAGCCAGCUGCACUUCCUCCCUCCCAGGCAGGGCAGGUGUCAGAGGAGCCAGUGUACGUGAUGCUCUCGUAG
Messenger RNA from Microtus ochrogaster (prairie vole), 2364 nucleotides. Its product is annotated as leukocyte immunoglobulin-like receptor subfamily B member 3. NCBI's taxonomy places the organism in Eukaryota, Metazoa, Chordata, Mammalia, Rodentia, Cricetidae. The record is from RefSeq and is a predicted model, not a curated record.